Molecule: messenger RNA, 6997 nt
Organism: Brassicogethes aeneus
Lineage: Eukaryota; Metazoa; Arthropoda; Insecta; Coleoptera; Nitidulidae
Source: the annotation of a GenBank genome assembly
GCGAGCGGCUGCAGCCAGUAGACGUGAGGACCUGGAGAGUGAAAGUCCGAGUAACAGCGCGAGCGUACGAGGCCGAGUGACGCGGGGCUCGCAGACAUCGCCAGCCGAAGAGAAACCGUCGACUUUGGGGCGCGCGAAAGCGAAAGGGGUGCUUUCGACGCGCGCGGCGUCUUCCGCCACCGCUGGCAGCGGAUUCCGCCCGCCCGGGCGCCGGCAAACGCCGCUUUUCCGUGCAUGUGUUGCUCACCUCUGCCUAGCGGGUCAGGGUUGCGAUCAUUGCGGUCUCUUGUUCAGUGUGUCUCGGUUUUUUGCUUCUGUGACUUUGAUUUGUGAUUUUAAUUGGCCACGAACCAAAUCGGAAUACCUUUGUUCACCUAAAUAAAAUGACAUAUGAGGAUCGCAAUGGACUCUAGGAUUGGCCUGGACUUUAUCGUCGAAAAUCCCGAGUACAUAAGGAAGUUGGCGGCGGCUCUUGACACGGCCAACGUGACCGUCAAAAAGCAGGUCUUCGAGCUGCUGUCGGCGUUAUGCGUGCACAACGAAGAGGGCCAUGCCCGCGCCCUUGACACUUUAGACCACUACAAGAAAAUUAAAGGGGAGAGAUACAGACUGAAUGUGAUUGUUCAAGAACUCGAUAGAGCUACCGUAGUGGACUACCAAACAGCUUUAGUUGCGUUUAUCAAUUGCCUCAUCAUUUCCACGCCGAGAUUGACAGACCGAACCAGACUGAGAAACGAAUUCAUUGGAUGCCAUCUACUUCCUGUGCUGAACAACUUAAGAAAAUGUGCGGAAGCAGAGCCCGAGCUUGCUGUUCAACUGGACGUUUUUGACGAACAAAGAGAAAGUGAUGACGUCCAAAGUCUACAGGGCCCCCAUGGAGUGGACCUUAACUCUCCUCUCGAUGUUUUCUACGCGAUACUCAAACAGGUUGCGGAAACCCCGCAAGAGAUCCCGUUCCUGAGCAUCCUGCACCACCUGCUCAGAAUCGACCCGAAAGAAGCCGUCAGCGACGUAAUUUGGGACACAGCCGAACGACUCGUGCACCGCGCCACCCUCCUGGAGAGCCGCGAAGACGCCACGAGACUGCUGCGCGCGCCCAGCGCGCAAUCGAAGACCGCCUGCCACUGCCAGCAGACGACGCCCAGCAGAAGACAAUCGUUGAGCGCGCCGCUGAGUCCGCCGCCGCCUCCCCCGCCCCUCAUCCCCGCCCCAUCGCCGCCCCCGCCGCCUCUGCCCCCGAACAUCCCCGCCCCCCCGCCGUUCGUUCCCCCGCCGCCGGUACCCGCGCCCCCGAGAGCACCCACGAUGAGGAGGACGAUCGAUUCCCCCGCUCAGAACGAAAACGACUCUGUGAUAGGAAAGUUACCCCAACAGGAGAUUCCAGCGCCCAAAAUUAAGAUGAAAACCAUCAACUGGAACAAGAUACCUAGCAAUAAGGUUGUUGGAAAAAAUAACAUUUGGACUCAAGUGGCGUAUAGUCAUCAGCAUUCUCCAAUGUCCGAUAUGGAUUGGUCGGAAAUGGAGAGGAUGUUUUGCCAGCAAGCGCCUCCAUCGGCGCACUCCUCCCCCAAAUUGGGGAAUAGAGACACCCUCAAUCCUGAAACAUUGGAACGUAGAAUGAGAAAAGACACUACUGAGAUAACUCUGCUGGACGGCAAACGAAGUUUGAACGUAAACAUAUUUCUAAAGCAAUUUAGGAGCUCUAACGAAGAUAUAAUUCAAUUAAUACGCGACGGAGAACACGACGAAAUCGGAAGCGAAAAACUAAAAGGCCUGCUCAAAAUUCUACCCGAAGUCGACGAGCUCGACAUGCUCAAGUCUUUCAACGGAGACUUUAGCAAACUCGGGAACGCAGAAAAGUUUUUAAUACAGCUAACAAAUUUAUCGAAUUAUAAACUAAGGAUAGAAAGUAUGUUGUUAAAAGAAGAGUUUGCUUUUAAUAUGGGGUAUUUGCAACCCAGCAUUAACUCCAUGAUUAUAGCAGCUCAAGAUUUAAUGACGAAUAAACCACUCAAAGAGGUCUUAUACAUGGUCCUCAUAGCAGGAAACUUUCUAAAUGCGGGUGGUUACGCUGGAGAUGCAGCAGGUGUAAAACUAACUUCCCUUCAAAAAAUUACAGACAUCAGAGCUAAUAAACCAAAUAUGAAUCUCAUUCAUUUCGUGGCACUGCAAGCCGAAAAGAAAAAGAAAAGCCUGCUGUCUUUCACUGAUAACAUUAGCGUGUUGGAAGAAGCUGCCAAAACCACCGUGGAGCAGCUACAAAACGAAAUAAACGCACUGGACGUAAGGAUAAAAAAAGUCAAAAAACAAAUUGAUGUACCGACCACGGAAGCCGAACUUAAAUCGCAAAUGGACGCGUUUUUGGAGAUGUCCGAGAAAGAAGUGUCGAAUUUGUUGAGAAACAUGGGUGAAUUGGAUAACGUGCGGAAACAAUUAUCAGAGUUCUUCUGCGAAGACGUGAAUUCCUUCAAGUUGGAGGAAUGUUUUAGGAUAUUCCAUUGUUUCUACUGCAAGUUCAAACAAGCCAUCUUGGAGAAUGAACGGAGAAGAAUCCAGGAGGAGCAAGCGAACGCUAGAAGACGCCAAAGAGAAGAGCUGCUAGCGACUAAAAGAAGACAAAUGGGUAGUUUAGCAGAUAAUGAGGGUCCAUUUAUUGAUAUGCAGAUUUAUGAUACCAGAACAGGUUUUCCAAUGAAAAAGAGUCGGAAAUCUGCAAAUGGUAGUGGAGUAUCAGAAGACGAAUUGUCAAUAACAGGUUCACCCUCGUUUUCUCGAAGGCGUUUAGGUUCUUUCAAUGGAAAUAAUGGAGAAUCUUCCACGGGAAAGGAGGAAAAAUCGCCAGAUAUUACACCAAAUGGAAGCUUGCGCCGAAGAAGAAGCCGCGUGCUAUCAGAAGAAGAUGAGGGAAAUUUAAUGGACUUCCUAAGAGCAUCGGGGCACGAUACAAGCCGCGAAAGAAAGUCUUGGGGAAGCUUGGAUCGCUCUUGGGCUCGCAAGGCAAGAGGAAGCGGUCCAAGGAAACGCCCAGCUUUGCUGGGGGCGGAUUUUUCCGCGGAAAGGGAGAGGCCGUCGUCGCCGUCACCUCUAACGGAAUCGAAACCGCUUCCAUCUUCUGCCCCGGAAGAAGAAACUUCGAAACCGAAAGAAUGGCGGCAGAAGAUCGAAACUUGGCUUCAGGCGAACGAAAGCGACAAUGUCAGUGAUGAGGCCAGAAGGCAAACCAGGCGGCUUACGAAUAGAAGAUCUGUGGAGUUAGAUUCAGAGAGUGAGAGAAGCAGUACUUUGGACACGUUACCAGAAGGAAAGCAGGUGUACAGCGGUAGUCAAUCAAGUUAUAGGAAAAAUUAUCCAUCGUGGAAACCAUCUUCGACUAUAGAUAACACCGAUGUUGUCAGCGCGAUGGAAACAGUGGAAGAAGUCCAACCUCAAAUCAAAGAUAAAUCAGCGUGGAGGAAAUCUACGCUUAACGUUGCGAACAGUACGGAGGAAACAAAGGAAGAUGAUUUCCUCGGAAGACAUUCCAUUAAUAUUAACAACAACAACGCAACAAAACCUUUACAUUCCAUUUUGGAGGAUAACGAUCGGAAGAGUUUUAUAAGUUCUCUCGGUAAAAAUUCCGAUACGGAAAAGUUAACUCUGUACAUCAGAAAGCCGGUCGAAGCCACGUCGCCUCUGAUGGAGAGAAAAAAGCGCAUUUCCGACAACGUGGAUAACCAGGGCAGCAUAACCAACAACAAGGUGGAAAUCGACCAGGACAACAUAGAAACGCCGCCGGCGACCAGGAAGGUUUUCACUCCGACGCCCACGGAAAAGCGCGAGCCGAUUCAGCCGACGCCUUGCAGAAGGCAUACAAGAAGCAACGAGGAGUCCGAUUUGACAGCACUGGGCGACGGGCAAUUCGACAGGUACUCAGCUGCAAGAAGAACCCGCCGAUACAAGAGAAACACUGAGAGCUUGGAUGCCUCGCCUACGGAGGUUGUGGCGGAAACUCAAGUAACAAAACCCGUGGCGCAUGUAGAAACCUCGCAACCUGUAGCCAUGGUGGAACCUGUUGUUGAUAAGGACACGCGUUUGAAACAAUGGCAAGGCAAGUUGAAAGUCGACGCUCCUGAUGUGCCGAGGAGGUACAGGAAUCAGACCGGGAUAAGCCGCGAUGAAGUCGCGUUAGCCUUAUCGACGUCCAAAAUCGACAUUCCCACGAUAAGAAAAACCAAAGAGCACGACAACGACGAGGGCUUCGAGGAAACGCAAAGUUUGAUGUCGGAAUCACCGAGUCAAGGGGCUUCAUCGGGUGGAAAUUACGAAACCGAUACCUCGCAAGUUUUCACCAAAACGAAACCUAAACGAGCCAUUUCCACUGAAAGUAAAUGCACUGUAGACUCCACCACAAGCAGCGAAACACCUGUACAACCCAUCCCCAGAACUGCAAAUACUAAAACAGCAAUGAAAGCAUCCAGUGGCAGAACUCCGUCCGUGUUGGAUAGAUCCCACUCACUGCGAACGCCAAGUCUGGAUGCCUCAAAGAAAAUCGCUCCAAAACGUUCGGAGAGCUUGAAGAAGUCCGACUCAAAGUCCAGCGUGACCUCCAACAAAACGGUGCAGCGUUCAAACAGCAGAAACAGCAUAGUCAGCUCCAGGAGCUCUUUGAACAGUCAAAAUUCGACGAGCACGGUUAAAAGGCUGCCUCUGAAACCCACCAACACGAACACCAUCGCGAAACAACCGAUCAUAUCGCGCGCUCCCAACAUGAAAGUGCAGCUGAAACGUUCUACUAGUACUAGCACUAGUAGCAGUACUAGGCCGCCCAGGCCGCAGGCCAUGUCGUUCAUGAAACCCACAACUUCGAGUACCACGAAGAUCAACUCCUCCCCUUUGAUACCGGCCCGACAUUCCUCCUUUAGAUCGAAGAAUUAAGGGUCAAAAACAUUUUUUUGUAUUUGGAGUUUUCAAAGGCUCUCUUUUCCUGAGUUUUACUCUAAUCGACUUAAAACUUUGGAAAAAUAGUCUUGACAUGUUGAACCUUUGGUUAAAAAACUAAUUUUUUUUUUCGAAACCCUAAAUUGGGCAAAAAAUCCUGGGGAUUACGAAAAACAGUUUUUCUCGACUAUCUCAUAAACACUAGUUUACAGCCAUUUUGCCCACCAUAUCUCACUAUGAUUUUCUUGUGUAGUUUAGCUCACUGAACCCGAAAAUCACACUUAAAAUUUUUUUCGUGGAUGCGUUUUCGAGAUAUGAAUUUUUAAUUGUUUUUUUUUUUAAUUUUCUGAAGUUUUUUGACGCUUUAGAGUAUCGAUCGAUUUGACCAAACAAGCACUUAAUUCAAAGGUAAUUGAGCCCUCUACGACUUUCUCUUGUAUAGUUUUGGUAUCGGCUCAGUAGUUGAAAACGUCCUUUUUGUUUACAAAAAUCGAGGUCGAAAAUUUACAUAUCUUUCUGGGAAAGUUAGAAAUCGAAAAGAUAAUUCCAAGUUUAAUUUAUUUUACGUAUAGAUUAUACUUAAAGGAAAAAAAUAAGCUGUUGAUAAAAAUCCAUGGAUAAAUGUCGAAGUUAUGAAUUUUUCAGUGGAAGACCAAAAUUCAGUUUUUUGAGUUUUGACGUUUUUUCUUCAUUUUAUUGAAUUAUAUAAAAUUAAAUAUUGAUUUUUAUUUUAAACAUUAAUUAUUGAAAUUAAAUUAUAUAUUGAAUAUUAAACCAUAAAUAUUGAACAUUGAAGAAAUUAAAAGUUUUAUUUUGUCGUAAUAAGCAUAGGUUUAAAAAAAUGCUGUCUCCUUCUUUGUUUCUUGUUGCUUUCGUAUUCCGUUUCUCGUAUGAGGGACCAAAUGUAAUCACCCAUCAUGGCUGCAUCCCAGAAGCCGUGAUAACGCCGCUCCAUAACUUUCAUUUGCUAGUGAAAACGUUCUCCGUGCUCAUCACUUACGUCGCCCCCCUCUCUACUCCUUUUACACAUUUUACACUUUUUAUUAACUAAAUAAAACUAUGAUCAAAAUACCUUGUUAAAAUAUCAAAAAAUAUCAGUAAAAUGCCAACACGAGAAACAAAAGAAUUCACGUUUGCGGAGUCAUGUUUUCGGUGAAAAAAGUACGUAAAAAACUCAAAAAAUUCCAAUCAUACACUUUAUUUAGGUUUUCAUUAAAGACUAAACAUAUUACAAAAUAAAAGAAAAAAAUAAAAUAAAAAUCGUAAAAAAGUCGACUUUUGGUCUUCCAACUAAAAAAUUCAUAACUUCGCCAUUUUUCCAUGUGUUUUUAUCAACAUUAGCUUGUUUUUUUUUUUAAAAACAAUUGAAAAUCCAUAUUUCAAAAACGCUUCCAUAAAAAAAUUGAGUGUGAUUUUCGUGUUAAGUGGGUCAAAAUACAUGGGAAAAUUAUAAUGGGAUAUGGUGGGCAGAAUUUUUUUUCGAUUUUGUAAACUAGUGAAAUUAUUGAUUUUACCUAAAUUUUGUAAUAAUAAAAUUUCUUCCUCAUAAAACUCUUGGUCUCAUGAAAAAUAUAUGAGAUUAUGCAUAUUUAUUCAAGAAACAAAAUUUACAUUAAAUCGAUAGUUUCCAAGAUAAUUGAAAAAAAAAUUGUUUGGGAGACUACCCAAAUAAACAUUCCGAAGAAAAAUCUUCACCAGGAUUUCUUUGAAACCCUAUUUGGUGCCAUUUUUUGCAUUAUAAAACUGAAAGGUACGCGGUGAUUCACAAGCGGUAAACGUUGUUCUAGUACACUCUUGAAAAGCAUUUUUUGCAUUCUUUGAUGAACCUCUACUUAGUAGUGAAUCACCCUGUAUUGAAUAUUGAUAUUGACUCAUGUAUUUUCUCAGCUAGUCAAAAAUACUUUUGCUACAUACCUAGUACUUAAGUUGUAAGCUACAUAUACGAAUUUUAUAAAAUCAAAGUUUUAUUAAUGCAAUAUAUUAUUAGUUUUAAAAUAGCCAAUGCAUUUAGAGUAUUUAAUAACAUAGUUUUACCCUAUUUAUUUGUAAUUACACAAUUAAAUUGUUCUAUUAAUACGUU